CCCUCGCGUUCAUUGGGGAGUCUGUGUUUCGCCCCCUAUCGGCUGAGUGAUGUACUGCACUGAUGUUUUGGUGCAGUGUGAUGAAGAGGAAGUGAGCAGCAUGACAUGAGUUUAGCAAAACUAGAUAAACACAUUCAGAUCCUCAGUGUACUGUGCUGUUGAACGCCACACAGACAUGGAGUUGUAACCCGUCUACAGUGCGUGGAAAUUUAAUGCUGUUGGCCUAUUUUUAUCUUUGACUUGCAUUUCUUCUCUUCAGCGAUGUCUACGAAAGCAUGGCCUUCUGGUACACACUGUGUUGCCAAAAGUGAUCACACAAAACCUAAGCCUAAUGAAAUCUUCUAUCGCAAAGGAGACAUCCUUACCAUUCUUGGUGUGGAGUUGUUAAUGGGGAAGGACAUUUACCGGGCCAAGCACAACAGGAGUGGUGAAGAAGGUCUGAUCUUUGCUUCUAACAUGCGAGAACGUGAAGCCCUGCGUGUAGAUCCCAGUCUCAGCCUCAUGCCAUGGUUCCAUGGGAAGAUCUCGGGUCCAGAGGCUGUCAGCAAACUGCGGCCGAUGGAGGAUGGCCUGUUUCUGGUGCGCGAGUCCAUUCGGCACCCCGGUGACUAUGUCCUGUGUGUAAGCUUUAAGCAAGAGGUCCUUCAUUACCAUGUCAUCUACCAGGAAUCCAAGCUGACAAUUGACAAGAGCCAGUACUUCUAUAAUCUCAUCGACAUGGUGGAGUUCUACUCGAAGAACAAAGGCAUUAUUGCUACCACAUUGCAGAAACCAAAAGAGAAAGAGGGCACCAAGUCAGCUGCACUGCAGCUAUCAAAAAUGGGCUGGCUAUUAGAUUUUUCAAAGCUAACUUGGGGAGAAAGUAUUGGAAAUGGCGAGUUUGGAGCUGUGUUUCAGGGUGAAUACAUGGGCAGGAAGGUGGCAGUGAAAAACAUAAAGUCCGAUGUCACUGCUCAAGCUUUCUUGGAUGAAACCUCUGUUAUGACAAAACUGCAGCAUAAGAAUCUGGUUCAGUUAUUAGGAGUAAUUCUCCACAAUGGCCUCCACAUCAUCACAGAAUUUAUGGCAAAGGGUGAUCUGGUGAAUUACCUGAGAUCACGAGGACGCUCACUUAUCACCAUAGUUGAACUCCUGCAAUAUGCUCUAGAUGUGUGUGAAGGCAUGGAAUAUCUGGAGUCAAAGAAAUUUGUACACCGGGACCUGGCUGGCCGAAACGUCCUCAUAUCUGAAGACAAUGUUGCCAAGAUCAGUGAUUUUGGUCUGGCCAUGGUCGACUGUCAGAAUAUUGACAGUGCAAAGUUGCCUGUGAAAUGGACUGCACCUGAGGCUUUAAAUAACAAGAAGUUUUCUACACGGUCAGACAUUUGGAGUUAUGGUGUGCUUCUAUGGGAAACUUUCUCCUUUGGCAGACAGCCCUACCCCAAAAUGACUGUGAAAGAGGUGAAGGAGAAGGUGGAGGAGGGAUACCGUAUGGAGCCGCCUGAAAACUGUCCAUCUGACAUUUAUGACAUCAUGAUGCUUUGCUGGCAGAAGGAGCCCAAAAUGCGACCUUCAUUCCAUAAGCUCAAAGACUGUCUACAGGCUGAGCUGAACAAACACGAGUCUGCCACAGAGUCCUGACAUAAUUUUCUUCGUUUGCACAUCUGUUUCUUCAUAACAGACCAGACAUUUUAUUCACAAAUGAUUGCACUAUACUUUAUUGAAUAUACGUGUAGUAACAGCAUUCCUGCUGUAAACCUGUUCAAGAUUGAACACAGAAUGUACUCUAUAUACUUCAGUUGCUAAUUUAUUUUUUAUUUAUCUAAUACUUUAUUUCAAAAGAUCAUUUCACAAUGGAUGUGUAAUCUACUUAAAUGAGGAUGCAGACCUCAAAGCAAAAGGCAGAAUGAAGCUCCUGUUUAUGUUUCAAAAGCUGGCAGACCUGAAAAAAAAGAGUCAUAGAAUGUUGCUAUGGACUGUGGAUAUAUGUAAGGAAUAUGGUCUGUGGGUCAACUCAGAGGUUCAAAUUAAGCAGCAAACCUUUGGGAAAUUUGCAAAGAAGAAUCACUGUUUAAUCUACACACCACAAGACUCAAUGCUAUAUUUUGGUCUGCUGAGAAGUUUUGUUUUAUACUGCAUUUUUGAGAAUUCAUUUGCCUUUCUGCCCUCAGAGGAUAAAUGUAAAACACCAGAAAUGUAGGAAGAGCAAGAGAACCUUCUAGAGAUUAAAAUUCACAAUCACGAGUA
Neoarius graeffei (lesser salmon catfish) is the source of this 2226-nucleotide messenger RNA. It is a transcript of the gene matk, whose product is annotated as megakaryocyte-associated tyrosine kinase. Bases 262 to 1620 code for a protein of 452 amino acids. Lineage: Eukaryota; Metazoa; Chordata; Actinopteri; Siluriformes; Ariidae. The record is from RefSeq and is a predicted model, not a curated record. Gene Ontology annotation, molecular function: protein binding; protein tyrosine kinase activity; ATP binding. Gene Ontology annotation, biological process: protein phosphorylation. The transcript has 13 exons.